GUGCCCCAUCAUUGGUGUCAGUGGGAGGAAUAGUGCCCCAUCAUUGGUUGUCAGUGGGAGGAAUAAUGGCCCAUCAUUGGUGUCAGUGGGAAGAAACAUGCCCCAUCAUUGGUGUCAGUGGGAAGAAAUGUGCCCCAUCAUUGGUGUCAGUGGGAGGAAUAGUGCCCCAUCAUUAUUGUCAGUGGGAAGAAUCAUGUCCCAUCAUUGGUGUCAGUGGGAGGAAUAGUGCCCCAUCAUUAGUGUCAGUGGGGAGGAAUAGUGCCCCAUUGUUGGUGUCAGUGGGGGGAGGAAUAGUGCCCCAUCAUUGGUGUCAGUGGGAGGAAUAGUGUCCCAUCAUUGGUGUCAGUGGGAAGAAUAGUGCCCCAUCUUUGGUGUCAGUGGAAUGAAUAGUACAUCAUUGGUGUCAGUGGGGGGGAAUAG
Staurois parvus is the source of this 420-nucleotide messenger RNA. Lineage: Eukaryota; Metazoa; Chordata; Amphibia; Anura; Ranidae. The record is from the annotation of a GenBank genome assembly.